GCUGAGGCCGCGGACGCGGCUGCCGGCGUCAUGGUGUUCCUCGGGGCGCCGCUCCGGCUGCGGAGCCGCCUGGCCGGCCGCUGCUGGCGGAUCCAGGAGGUGCUGAAGCACGCGCGGCACUUCCGGGGCAGGAGGAACCGCUGCUACACGCUGGCUGUCCGCGCCGUGACCAGGGCCUUCGUGAAAGGCACCGCGGCCCGGAGGCAGAAGAAGAGGGACAUGAGGACGCUCUGGAUUAAUCGAAUUACAGCUGCCUCCCAGGAACAUGGCCUGAAGUACCCAGCAUUCAUUGCCAAUUUAGUUAAGUGCCAGGUGGAGCUGAACAGGAAGGUACUUGCAGAUCUAGCCAUCUAUGAACCAAAGACUUUUAAAUCUUUGGCUGCUUUGGCAAAGAGGAGGCGAGAGGAAGGAUUUGCUGCUGCCUUGGGGGAUGGAAAGGAGCCCGAAGGCAUAUUUUCCAGAGUGGUGCAGUAUCACUGAGGCUCAAGCCGUGUGGACCAAGAAAAGGCUUUUUCCCCCGAUGAUCAUAGUAACUAAGAUACGAGCAAAAUAUUUAGUCACAAGUUUGUAAGUUUGAUUUGUAAUUGUGUUUAUUCACAUUUCAGUAAGAGGCAUGAGAGAAAAGGCCCUUCUCUUAGUGGGACAAAUCCACAGAACUGUCUCAUAAAGAUCAUGCAAAUAAAGCCCACGUGGUGUUCAGCUUGA
Messenger RNA from Galeopterus variegatus (Sunda flying lemur), 705 nucleotides. RefSeq names its product mitochondrial ribosomal protein L20 (gene MRPL20). The coding region runs from base 31 to 480 and encodes 149 amino acids. The record is from RefSeq and is a predicted model, not a curated record. Gene Ontology annotation, molecular function: rRNA binding; structural constituent of ribosome. The transcript is spliced from 3 exons. Gene Ontology annotation, biological process: ribosomal large subunit assembly; translation. Lineage: Eukaryota; Metazoa; Chordata; Mammalia; Dermoptera; Cynocephalidae. Gene Ontology annotation, cellular component: ribosome.